Messenger RNA from Ananas comosus (pineapple), 1124 nucleotides. Its product is annotated as autophagy-related protein 8f. Lineage: Eukaryota; Viridiplantae; Streptophyta; Magnoliopsida; Poales; Bromeliaceae. The record is from RefSeq and is a predicted model, not a curated record. The coding region runs from base 161 to 535 and encodes 124 amino acids. Gene Ontology annotation, biological process: cellular response to nitrogen starvation. The transcript is spliced from 6 exons.
UCAAAUGUCCUCAUCCUUUUCGUUGGCAAUUUUUUAUUAUCUUGGUAUAAAAUAAAAUAACGAAAUUGCUCCAAUUUUUCCUCUUUUUUCUCUCCAAUUAACCACCCAAUUGAACCAAAUACUCUUCAAAUUUCUCUCCUUUUCCUUCAAUUUGGGGUAAAUGGCGAGGAGUUCUUUUAAGUUAGAACAUGAACUUGAGAAUAGGCGUGCGGAGGCCGCGAGGAUCAGGGAGAAGUACCCAGAUAGAAUCCCUGUGAUUGUGGAGAAGUCAGAACGAAGUGAUAUUCCCAGCAUCGACAAGAAAAAGUAUUUGGUCCCUGCCGACUUGACAGUUGGGCAGUUCGUCUACGUCAUUCGCAAGAGAAUCAAGUUAAGCGCGGAGAAGGCCAUUUUCAUUUUCGUCGAUAAUGUGCUGCCGCCUACCGGAGCUAUAAUGUCGAUGAUAUACGACGAGAAGAAAGACGAAGACGGAUUUCUUUACGUCACGUACAGUGGGGAGAACACAUUCGGUUUCGAAGGUUUCGCUUUAACUUAGACUUUGAGCAGGCACUCGAAGCCAUACUAACGAGAUCUCAACCAUCGACGGCAUUUCAUGUUGCGUGAGUUAUGUUUUGCCAUAUAUUAAGUUUGUGAAGUUACCUUCUGUAUAUAGUUUAUCAUGCAGUUUAUGCGAAGAUCGAAACUCGAAAAUGAUGUUGAUUAGAUCAAAACUGAGUCGGGCUCGAAAAGUUGAAACCUGUGUGGAAUAUUCUUGGUUUGUGUGGUUUGGAUUUGACGGCAACGCCGCAUCAGUUUUACGUCAGUGGCAGUCGAUGGUGUGGUAGCGAUGAGAAUACCACCUCGUCAGCGUUCCGUCAGCAGAGCUCGAUCGGCAGAGCUUUGAUUGUAAUAAUUCAGAAAGUUUGAACUGGAAAUGAUGGUAAGUUAGAGCUCGACGAUCUGAGUGCCGCUUGCCCAAUUGUUUGAGGAUCAUCUGGCGCGAUUUUCGCCUUUUGCAAAAAUACCAAGUUCUUAUCUUAUCUGAUCAAUUUAUUCCGAAGUCGAAUCCAAUGUUGAUAGCAGGGAAUAAGAUUCUUGCAUGCAAUUAAGCAAGCUUUAUCAGCCUGAAAGAAGUUGUUGUUGUU